CCCAUUCGUCUGCAAAGAGGGAACUUCUCCUUGCUGGCUUCUAUCAAGAUCAACAAGAGCUUGCUUUGGGCAGGGAAUGAUUCAUUGCAGUUUGUUUUGAGUAUUCAAUCAUAUUCUGCAAUGUCAGGGCUACUAAAUUCGGGAUUGAAUGGAUCAGCUUCAAACCUUCCAGAAACCACUGCUAGAGCUUUGGCCACUUCAUUUUCAGCACAGUCAGGUUCCACUGCCACUGUAUUGAAUCACUCUGGUGGAACAGUGCAAAGCCUGCAGGGCAUUCAUGGGAAUUUCAAUAUGUCAAAUGUGCAUGGUACAUUUGCAUCAAGAAAUUCAGCUAUGACUGGUGGUCCUUCUGGCAGUGUUCAACAAGCAGGAAAUGUUUCUAAUGGGAGAUUUUCAAUAAAUAACAUUCCAACUGUGCUUUCUCAGUUAUCGCUUGCAAGCUCUCAUGGACAUUCAGGGGCAACUAACAUAGGAGGCGUAAUUGCUAAUUUGGAAAAUGCAGGAAGAAUUGGAAAUUCAAUGACUAAUAUUGUUAGUGGGAGCAAUAUUGGUAGGGGUCUAAGUGCCGAUGGAGGCUCAAAUAUGCAUGGUGUUGCUUCUCGCAUAAAUUUAACAGCUCCACAGAUGGUAUCAAUGCUAGGGAAUUCUUAUUCAGGUGCUGGUGUACCACUCUUGCAAAACCAAUUUCAAGCAGGGAAUAGUCAUUUAGCUUCGAUGGCACUUCUGAAUGAAUAUAAUGCCCGUGAUAAUGCUACCUUUGAUAUAAACGACUUUCCUCAGUUGGGUGGCCGUCCUCCUUCUGCUGGUGGUUCCCAGGGACAACUAGGUUUCAUACGGAAGCCCAACAUUGGUUUCUCCCAACAGAAUCAAGAAUUUAGUAUUCAAAAUGAAGAUUUUCCUGCUUUACCAGGAUUUAAAGGGCAGAAAGAUCAACUUCAAGAAAGCAUGGCAUCCAUGAUGCAAUCGCAGCAUUUAGCUGUGGGAAGAUCAUCUGGAUUCAGUUUUGGUGGUAAUUAUUCAUCACAUCAACCUCAACAGCAACAAGCAUCAUCAACGAAUGGGAGUGGGAUUUCUUUUCCACCGGCAAAUUAUCAAGAUGCCCGUUUCCAUGGUCCUGAGGCUCGAACCAUGGGUCCACCUUCAACCGGAUCAGGUUCUUCCAACUUGUCAAAUUUGGGACCUUAUGAUCAACUUCUGGAUCACUAUCAGCCAUUCCAAAGGCAAUCUCAGUUCCGCUCAAUCAGCCCAUUUAGAGAUCAAGAUCUGAAACCCCUACAGGCAUCACAGGCUGCUGAUCGAUUUGGAAUGUUUGGUUUACUAAAUGUUAUCAAAAUGACAAAUCCUGCUUUGAGUACACUUGCUCUUGGUGUUGAUCUGACUUCACUUGGUCUAAACUUGAACUCAGCAGAAAAUCUUCAUAAGACUUUUGCCUCUCCUUGGUCUGAUGAACCUGCCAAAGGGGAGCCUGAAUACACCAUCCCAGAAUGUUAUAAUGCUAAACAAUCUCCUGUCCUAAAACAAAGUUACUUCUCAAAAUUUAGGCCAGAGACAUUAUUUUAUAUCUUCUACAGCAUGCCUAAGGAGGAGGCACAACUGUAUGCGGCAAAUGAGUUGCAUGUUAGGGGGUGGUUCUAUCACAGAGAGCUCCGCCUAUGGUUCACAAGGGUCACAAAUAUUGAGCCUCUUGUCAAGACUGCUACUUACGAGAGAGGCUGUUACUUCUGCUUUGACCCCAACACUUGGGAGGUCGUGAGAAAGGAUAACUUUGUUCUGCAGUACGAAAUGAUUGAAAAGGUCCCAGUGCUUCCUUAGAAGUUACCAGCUGCCCAAGAUGGUUCCAUGUGCAUUUUCCAUUGCUAUCUUCAGAUUUCUUCUGAAUAGAACUUUCUUUAUAAAUUAGAAUAAUAGAGAUGUAAUGUUAUUGUAAAAGAUUCUUGAUUUCUCAGUCAUCACCUUUAAUUUAGGCCCACUGGGAUUUGUUCCCAGGAGUUGGCGCCUUUGGCCUAGUUCUAUGCUUUGUUUUACAGUCUUUAGGGUUAAAA
This is a messenger RNA of Ipomoea nil (Japanese morning glory), 2042 nucleotides long. Its product is annotated as probable NOT transcription complex subunit VIP2. The record is from RefSeq and is a predicted model, not a curated record. NCBI's taxonomy places the organism in Eukaryota, Viridiplantae, Streptophyta, Magnoliopsida, Solanales, Convolvulaceae. Bases 121 to 1812 code for a protein of 563 amino acids. The transcript has 15 exons. Gene Ontology annotation, biological process: regulation of DNA-templated transcription; nuclear-transcribed mRNA poly(A) tail shortening. Gene Ontology annotation, cellular component: CCR4-NOT core complex; P-body.